CAGUAAUUCUCAGCCAGAUGUGUGAUAUAUCAGGUUCUUCACUGGGUGUUUGCAUUUAGGUUCAGACUCAGCUGCAUCUGCUACCCAGUCUUGUGAUAGAAUCCAGUAUCCCAGACAAUGGCGUCUUCACUCCUGCACAUUGUGGUCCUACUGUACAUCCUCACCUCAUACAGAGUUACAUCAUUUUCUAAUGGAAAAGUCCAGGCAGCCUGCUUCACAAUGGAACCCAAUCAUGGAACCAGAGCCCAAACCAGCCCUGCACCUUACAAUGUAACAGUGUCAAAAACUAGCUACACCAAUGGCGAGAGACUCACAGUCACACUCAGCACCAAUCCUGGAGAGACCAGCUUCAAAGGCUUUCUGAUCCAGGCUCGGGACAACAACAAUUCAGCCCUAGGAAUGUUUGAGGUCAGCGGCUCUGAUGUACAGACCCUGCAAUGCACCAAUGCGGCGAACACCAUCAGUCACACGUCCAGUGACUUAAAAUCCAGCAUUCAUGUGACCUGGGUGGCUCCAGAUUCCAACGUCUCUGACAUACAAUUCAGGACCACUGUUGUGCAACAGGGGAACACAUAUUGGCUGAAUGUGCCUAGUCCAAAGCUCACAUACACCAGCUCCAGAGGUUGCCGGACUUUGGUAUCUGAUGCACUCCCCGUGGCUCUGUGGUGCAUUAUGUUACUGAUGUGCGCUCUACCAGCGAUACUUUGAGGAACAGAUGUAACAUUUCUGCAAGUCACAGCCAGUUACAGGGUCACUGGGGUCUUAUUGUGUUUUUAUACAAUUGUCAGUUUAUUUCUUCUGGUGCAGUUUGUCUUUCUUUAAAAAUUGUGUUUUUUAUUGUUUUUAUUUGUAACAAAACUUGUAGAAAUAAAUCAGCUCUGUUAGUGAAA
Molecule: messenger RNA, 890 nt
Organism: Bombina bombina (fire-bellied toad)
Lineage: Eukaryota; Metazoa; Chordata; Amphibia; Anura; Bombinatoridae
Product: putative ferric-chelate reductase 1
Exons: 5
Coding region: 118-708 (196 amino acids)
Molecular function (GO): oxidoreductase activity, acting on metal ions
Source: RefSeq, a predicted model, not a curated record